Molecule: messenger RNA, 2160 nt
Organism: Balaenoptera musculus (blue whale)
Lineage: Eukaryota; Metazoa; Chordata; Mammalia; Artiodactyla; Balaenopteridae
Gene: MARCHF1
Product: membrane associated ring-CH-type finger 1
Exons: 6
Coding region: 2-871 (289 amino acids)
Biological process (GO): immune response; protein polyubiquitination; antigen processing and presentation of peptide antigen via MHC class II
Cellular component (GO): late endosome membrane; cytoplasm; lysosome
Molecular function (GO): zinc ion binding; ubiquitin protein ligase activity; MHC protein binding
Source: RefSeq, a predicted model, not a curated record
AAUGCUGGGCUGGUGUGAAGCGAUAGCGCGUAACCCUCGCAGGAUCCCAAACAACACGCGGACCCCCGAGGGCUCAGAGGAGUGGGCUGACGCCUCGCAAACCUCCACACUGAAUGACAAAUCCCCAGGGCGAUCUGCAAGUCGAUCAAGUAAUAUUUCAAAAGCGAGCAGCCCGACCACUGGGACAGCCCCCAGGAGCCAGUCAAGGUUGUCUGUCUGUCCGUCCACUCAGGACAUCUGCAGGAUCUGUCACUGCGAAGGGGAUGAGGAGAGUCCUCUCAUCACGCCCUGCCGCUGCACGGGCACCCUGCGCUUCGUGCACCAGGCCUGCCUCCACCAGUGGAUCAAGAGCUCUGACACGCGCUGCUGUGAGCUAUGCAAGUACGACUUCAUCAUGGAGACCAAGCUCAAGCCCCUCCGCAAGUGGGAAAAACUGCAGAUGACCAGGAGCGAGAGGAGGAAGAUAUUCUGCUCUGUCACCUUCCACGUCAUUGCCAUCACCUGCGUGGUCUGGUCUUUGUACGUGUUGAUUGAUCGGACAGCGGAGGAAAUCAAGCAAGGCAAUGAUAACGGUGUCCUUGAAUGGCCAUUUUGGACAAAACUGGUCGUGGUGGCCAUUGGCUUCACGGGAGGUCUGGUCUUCAUGUACGUACAGUGCAAGGUCUACGCUCAGCUGUGGCGCAGGCUGAAGGCCUACAACCGCGUCAUCUUUGUGCAGAACUGCCCCGACAUGGCCAAGAGGCUGGAGAAGAACUGCUCCUGCACGGUGAACACGGACGCCAAGGACGCCGGGGCAGUGCCUGCCUUACAAACGGGGACCGACGCACCGCCGCCUUCGGAGGGCGGCCCCCCCGAAGUCAUACCCGUGUGACGGGGCCGGCCGGGAGCGUGUCACUGGAGGAUCGCCUGGCCCUCAGCCACUACAAGUGACAGACGUGAUCCUGAGUUAGCCACCCUCUUUAUCGUCUCUCCUCUUUCUGACUCACUUGUCCUCACUUUGCUCAAAAAGGAAAGGAGAAGAAACACCAGAUGGUCAGAGCCCAUGAAGCAGUCUCCAGUGUGAAGAGAAAAUGUGCAACGUUGGCUGGAGAAUGAUUUCUGAGACCAGGGCCGCUGGAGCAAGGGAUGCUUUCAGGCAACGAGGAGAGACUAACUGGACAGACCCAUGAGUCUUCCCAGUAACAGGGCAAGGUCAAGAAUACGGACUUGAAUUGCAAUGUGUCUUUCUUCUAGGGCCUCGUAAUGUUAACUCUCUCAUCUGGAAAUGACAAACACAUUUGGUUUUAAGCUUGAAAUUGUCUGCAUUAUCCCUAAGGCACAUCAGAAGCAAACUCACUCAGAAGAUGCAUAUUUUGAUAUUCAUACUUCGACAGCUAACAGGUUUUUAUGGCUAUAGUGGAGUCCAGUUGUUUUGACAGAUGCAUGUUUUUAAAAUAGAUGCAAUACACAUUUGAAGAUAUUGACACUUGGAAUUAUGUUUAAAUCAUGAUUUUCAGAGAUUUUGGGGUUUAAUUAGCUCUGUUAAAUACCCACAGGAGCCUUGUAUGCUCCACCUGGACCCUCUAAAACAGUGUUGUCCAACAGAAAUAUAAUGUGAGCCACAAAUGAAGGCCACAUAUGCAAAUUUAAAUUUUCUAGUAGCCCCAUUAGAAAAAGUAAAAAUAAAUAGGUGAAAUGAAUUUUGAUAAUAUAUUUUAUUUAACACUAUAUACCCAAGUUAUCAUUUCAACGUCAUCAAUAUAAAAAAAGUAUUGAGUUAUUUUACAUCUUUUUUUAUGAACCAAGUUUUCAAAAUCCAUAAUGUUUACAGCAUAGCUCAAUUUGAAUUAAACUUAUUGGCUAGUGCAGCCCUAAAAUUAGAGACAAAGCCUCUGCUUCAUUUAACAACUGAAUCUUUCUUUCAAAACAGCAGCUUAAUUCAUUCUUUUAUUCAAAGUAUCACAAAUACUAUUUUACAAAGCACUAAAUUAAUCAAAUUAAAUAUCUUGGUUAAUAGUUAGAUGAAGUUACCAUUUCUCUAAAGGGUGAAAAAACAAAACUAUAAAGCAAUCUGCCAGCAGUAAGUUCUGAAAUUAACUUGUUUGCUACUAUGAAGCACUUAUAAUAGGGAAAAUAAAAAUUUAAUAUCUUUCUUUGUUAAGUAAGUCAAACGUACCUUUU